Pteronotus mesoamericanus is the source of this 1129-nucleotide messenger RNA. RefSeq names its product DnaJ heat shock protein family (Hsp40) member C30 (gene DNAJC30). The record is from RefSeq and is a predicted model, not a curated record. The coding region runs from base 11 to 691 and encodes 226 amino acids. The transcript has a single exon. Lineage: Eukaryota; Metazoa; Chordata; Mammalia; Chiroptera; Mormoopidae.
UUCAUUCAAGAUGGCAGCCAAGCACGAUCUGAGGUGGCCGCGGAUGUUAAUGUGGAAGUUGUGGCUGGCUCGGGGGCCUCCACAAAAGCGGGUGUCGUUCCUGGGUCUAGAAGCGAGGACUUAUUCCCGGGGCGACGGCCCGUACUCGCGUACGGCGCUGUAUGAGCUGCUCGGCGUCCCCUCCACGGCCACGCAGGCGCAAAUCAAGGCCGCCUACUACCGGCAAAGCUUCCUCUACCACCCGGACCGCAACUCGGGCAGCGCUGAGGCUGCCGAACGCUUUACGCGCAUCUCCCAGGCAUACGUGGUGCUGGGUAGUGCCACCCUGCGCCGCAAGUAUGACCGCGGCCUGCUCAGCGACGCGGACUUGCGCGGACCUGGCGUCCGGCCUUCCAAGGCUCCCUCCGCGGACUCUGGCUCGCCCCGCACCCCGCCGCCGUCCUCUCGGACCCACGGCGGUGGUCAGGCAGCGUCGGGAGCAAACCGCUGUAUGUUCGACUUUGACGCCUUCUACCAGGCGCACUACGGGGAACAGCUAGAGCGCGAACGCCGCUUGAGGGCCCGUCGUGAGGCCCUUCGCAAGCAGCAGGAGGAUCGGGCUAAGAAGGGCUUCCGUUGGGACGAGACCAGAGACACGACUUUAGUCUUCCUUCUUCUCACAGUCUUCAUCAUCAUGGGCUUUCGUUUUUAAUCGGAGAGAGGGGAAGGGGAGCAUCCCCCAGCCAGACCCCAGAAAAUGGCCUUUCCUGUCUUGAACGCUUCGUCUUCCAUAGCCUACCUCUGCUGGGGUCCGAAGGAACUGCUCUCCCCUCCUCUUCCCCACCCGCCCAGCUUAGCCAUUGACCUGCACAUCCCUCCCCCUGCGGUCCAGAAAAGGAGACUUUUUGAUGCCUAAGAAGGAGGCCCCAAAAUGAAGAGCCCUGAAGGCCCGAGAGUGAAGGGUUUUCUGGAGUCCCUUGAGUGCCUGUUUCCAGAGGUUGCCUUCUGAUGUCAACUUCUGGAACACUUGCUCUGGCUUUUUUGUAGAGCUCUGAGAAAGAAUUGUCUGCUCCUGUCCCCAUAGUCGUACUGUGGGGCUCUGUAACCUUGAAACGUGCAAUGUGACCAAUUGUUGGCUGCCAAAAGAAAA